Molecule: messenger RNA, 2510 nt
Organism: Hypomesus transpacificus
Lineage: Eukaryota; Metazoa; Chordata; Actinopteri; Osmeriformes; Osmeridae
Gene: lctla
Product: lactase-like a
Exons: 13
Coding region: 373-2082 (569 amino acids)
Biological process (GO): carbohydrate metabolic process
Molecular function (GO): beta-glucosidase activity
Source: RefSeq, a predicted model, not a curated record
AGGGUUGGAGCGCACAGGACACCUGCACUGCUUGUACGUGAGUCUAAGGAUUUCAUCUGUGGUAUCUGAUGAUACAGAGGGAAAAGUUAAACACUGUCAUUACCAGUUAACAUGAACAUUUCAAGUUGUUGAAAAUACGUUUAUUUUGCAAGCACAUAGACACUAUAUGCUUCAUUCACAGUAUGAAACAUUCAGUGGUUUUCUUUUACAAGUCUCUCUGUGCAAUCCCACACACAUAGCUUAUGAAGACAUUAGGACAGACACAGAUGAGAGGAUGAGACAGGCCUGAGGGUGACAUUAGGGUGAGGAGUUGGUUCUGAUAGCAGGCUGUGUUUGUGUGACCAGAGAGAGCUAGUUGCUCCCAGACCCACCAUGCAAGCGAGGCUCCUGCUGGGGCUGUGCCAGGUGCUCCUGCUGGCGCUCUGUGUGGCGCCAAGCAACGACUUUGACUGGACCAAGACGGACCGCGGCUCCUUCUACUACGGCACCUUCCCAACCGGGUUCUCGUGGGGCGCCGGAGGUUCUGCCUACCAGACCGAGGGUGCCUGGGACAAAGAUGGCAAGGGAAGGAGUAUCUGGGAUGUUUUUGCCCACAAAAAGGGCAAAAUCUUCCUCAAUGAUACAGGGGAUUCCUCCUGUGAAGGUUACUACAAAUUCAAGGACGACAUCACCUUGAUGAAGGAAAUGAAAUUGAAUCAUUAUCGUUUUUCCAUCUCCUGGCCAAGGAUUCUACCCCAUGGGAUCAAAACGGAACAUCUAAACGAGAAGGGAAUCAAAUACUAUGAUGACCUGAUCAACAUGCUGCUGGAAAACAACAUCACACCGAUAGUCACCCUGUAUCACUGGGAUUUACCUCAAAUCUUAGAGGAGAAGUACGGCGGAUGGCAGAAUGUCAGCAUGAUCAACUACUUCAAUGACUUUGCCAACUUGUGCUUUGAGCGAUUUGGGAGCAGAAUCAAGUACUGGAUUACCUUCAAUAACCCCUGGUCUGUGGCAGUGGAGGGCUAUGAGACAGGAGAGCACGCUCCAGGACUGCAGCUGAGAGGAACUGGAGCCUACAGGGCAGCACACCACAUCAUCAAGGCGCAUGCUAAAGUUUGGCAUACUUAUGACACACAGUGGAGAAGCAAACAGAAAGGGCUGGUGGGCAUCUCCCUGUCUGCUGACUGGGGAGAGCCGGUGGACAUUAGCAACCAGAGGGACAUCGAAGCAGCUGAGCGAUACGUGCAGUUCUACCUGGGCUGGUUCGCUACGCCCAUCUUUAACGGAGACUACCCACAGGUUAUGAAGGACUAUAUAGGCAGGAAGAGUGCCCAGCUGGGUCUGGGGUCAUCCAGACUGCCUGUGUUCUCGUCUCAGGAGAAGAGCUACGUCAAAGGCACAUGUGACUUCCUGGGGAUCGGCCACUUCACAACGCGCUACAUCACGCAGAAGAACUUCCCCUCCGGCCGCGGCGGCAGCUACUUCUCUGACCGGGACCUGGCUGAGCUGGUGGACCCUGGCUGGCCCGACCCCGGCUCCGAGUGGCUCUACUCUGUUCCCUGGGGCUUCCGACGCCUGCUUAACUUCGUCAAGACUCAGUACGGUAACCCUAUGAUCUACGUGACGGAGAACGGCGUGUCGGAGAAGAUCAUGUGUACAGAUCUCUGUGACGACUGGAGGAUGCAGUACUUCAAGGAUUACAUCAAUGAGAUGCUCAAGGCGAUCAAGGACGGUGUGAAUGUGAAGGGCUACACAGCAUGGUCCCUACUGGACAAGUUUGAGUGGGACGAAGGCUUCUCUGAGAGGUUUGGGCUGUACUACGUCGACUUCAGGAGCAAGAACAAACCCCGCUUCCCGAAAGCUUCUGUCCAGUUCUACAAACGCAUCAUCAGCUCCAACGGGUUCCCCAAUCAGAGAGAGGUGGAGAGCUGGAGAAGGAAAGCUGCUGAGACGUGCUCUUCCAGCAACCAGCUCCUUGCUGCAGACCCCCUGACGAGCCACAUGGAGAUGGUGUCUGAGAUCGUGGUUCCGACGGUGUGCACCCUCUGCAUCCUACUCAGUGCUGUCUUCCUCAUGUUCCUGCUGCGCCAACGCUUCUAGAAACCUGCUGCACCUACAAACUGUCUAAACAUUCAAAUCAAAUGCUGCUGUUUUUGGUCUGUGACUCAUGACCAAGACGACAAUAAACAAAGGCUGAUAGGUUGCUUUUUGUAAUGUACAUUCCCGGCCGUACUUAGAAUAAUUUUUUGAAAUGGUUGGAUGCAAAAACAACUCCUUUCGAAUCUCUGCACACCCAAGUACCACGAGCCAUUAGGCUUUCAAACACUCGCCGUCUAAUUUGAAUAAAGGCUAUUGAUAACAUGCCUCUAAAGUUUGACCAUUACAAUACUUACAGGCAACUAGUCUAUAUCAGUCUAACUAUAUCUUCCGCUCCAUGAAACACAUGUUAAUGCUAAGUAGUAGGCUACCCAUUGCAUAUUAGGAGAGGGGGUACACAUUAUAUCAGGUGAAAAAACGGCCUGAUAUAA